UUACCUCCAUCAAAAUAUAUUGUUGCCGUUUCCGUGAAAUCACUGUCGCUGCCCGCCACACUUCGUAAGUGGUUAACCGUUUUCAGUGUUAUUGGCCACGGUUUACGUAUUUCGUGUAUUGUCCAYAUAAUAUCAUGUGYCCGUAAUAGGUAAAUAUAUUCAAUAACGACAUCAUUAAAUCAYAUAUCAUAUUAAUCAAAUUGUAAUGUACGCUACUAAAUAGGAGAUAAUUUUAUGUUGCAUAUAAAUUGUAAUCAUUAUGCCUUGGUGUGUUGUAAUCGGCUGUAGUAACAAUUUAAAAUCUACAAAGCUUCAUGAAAAAGAUGUGUCAUAUCACAUAUUUCCAAAAAAUCCACAACGACGUAAUGCUUGGAUGAAAAGUAUUAAACAACCAAUUAAGUUUAAUGCAGAUUCAUCUUAUGUCUGCUCUAAACAUUUUGCUCCUGAUGACUUUGAAUGUAACAGUUUAAAAGAACAAUUACUUAACAUCAAAGUUAAGAGACAACUUAAAAGAACUGCUAUUCCAUCUAUUAAUAUGUCUAAUACUUCAGAAGGAGAAAAAUUUACAAAUGAAGCCGAUAAACCAGAUACAAGUUUAAAAAAUUUAAAUCAAUCAGAGAGACAAAAAUAUUGUGCUGUUCCCAUUUGCAACAACAGUAUUGUGUAUUCUGGCUCAGAUAAGCCAAAUAGCAACGGUGAAAUUGUGUUUCACAAAUUUCCAAGCGAUACUGUAAUGUUAGAGAAAUGGUUGAAGUUCUGUAAUAUUUAURAUUCAAUUUCACAUGAAUAUCAAAAUGCUCAAAUAUGUUCAGAGCAUUUCAACAAAGACAAUUAUGAAAACAAAUAUACUGAUGAGUCAUUGCAUCCAAUAACAGUAUUGAAAAAAGAUGCAGUACCAACAUUAAAUGGUGGAAUUAAAAUUACAGACAUUAAAAAUAUUGAAGAUGAGUUAUCAAAGAGAGAGCGUAAAAAACUUGUAGAUAAAUUGUUGGCAGAUUAUGAAGAGGAACAAAAAAAUGAAAAGAAUCAUCUGAAUGGCAUGGUAACAAAGUACCCAGGUUUUUUUUCUCCAAAAAUUAAUCCAAAUGCUAAGCUUGGUGACAAAUUAAAAUUAUUAAAGUCAAUGGAUAAUCCAAUAACGUAUCCUCCUUCUAAAAAAAGGAAAAUAUCUACAACAACAAAGUUAAAUACAGAACAUUUAGAGCCAUCAUAUAAUAUUAACAAAUUAACAGAAAAAAUAAAUCAAAUGGUUCAAGUAACAGCCGUUGAAGGUGGACUUAUGUUACAUGCACUACCACAAACUGCUAAUAAUGUAUCAAGUCYCCAUUUGGAAAAGACUGUUACUGAUGAUGAAGAAGAAAUCAUCAUUGUAACAGAAGAUGAAGCUAGCCUCAUAGAUCUAUCUUCAUGUGAAGAAGAUAAAGGAAAUAACACCGAAGUGAUCAUAGUCACAGAUCCGAAAGAAACCGAAAACACCCUUAAGCAAGUAAAAAGUAUACCUAAAAAGUGUUUAUCAAAUAAYGUUUCUGAUAGUAGUAAUAAUAAGUGUAAUGUGCACAAAUUAUUGGGAAAAAAUGAAAGUUUAUGUACACCUUUGAAUACAACUAAAGUUCCACUAACUGUAGAUAAGGGAUGUCAAGUAACAAUUCCAUGCUAUGGUUGUGAAAAUAGAAGUCUUAAAAUCAAUAAACUUUUAAGAGAGAGAACAAGAUUAUUAAAAGAUCUUAAUCAAAAUAGUACAUGGAAGGAUCCAGAUGAGAUAAACACCUUAAAAAGAAUGAAUGGUGUUUUGUCCUUACUAUUGUUGCAGUGUGUUGGCGAAARAAAUGGUAAAAAGGCUCCAUCUAUACGCGUAGAUUUAGUGCAAGAUUCUAUUGAGAGAAUUGAUCGCGGAUGGUCAAUGCAAGAUACAUCGGAAACACUAUGUCAAGCCUUGAGUAUUAAUGCUUAUGACGAAUUUGCGAGAAGGUUUGAAGUGAUUAAUGAAAUAUAAUGCAAAAUGUAUCUUAUGAUAAAUUGAUCUUUAACUUUAAUUUAAUUUAUGUAUAGUGUUUACUAGACAAGUUAAUUAUUUGGUUAGUUUGCAAUGCAAAUCUUAUAAUUAUAUUUGAUUGCAGGGUAAUAAUGAUAAUUGUUAAUGUAUACAAAUAAUUUCCUAUUCAAUUACUGAAGUAUGCAUAAUAUGGUG
This is a messenger RNA of Diuraphis noxia (Russian wheat aphid), 2188 nucleotides long. RefSeq lists its product as uncharacterized. The record is from RefSeq and is a predicted model, not a curated record. NCBI's taxonomy places the organism in Eukaryota, Metazoa, Arthropoda, Insecta, Hemiptera, Aphididae.